CAACUCCACAUUUGUUUACCGCGAAUUCAAAAGUUGAUAAAACCGUCCGAUCUUCUUCUUCUUCUCCGUGAUCGAAGCUUAGGGUUAAUGAUGUUGCCCUAAUUCUCCAUUUCUGUACUCAUCGGAAGCUCGAGGCUCGUAUUCUCCACUCAUUCCGCUAGAUUCUCACAAUCCAGAAGCUCAUACGAAUCCGGAGUCGUGAUUACAGUCCAAUUAAAUAAACAAACUCCAUACGAAUUUUAAUUUUCUCAAUGAUUCCGGCACAGAACGACUAUUCUGUACGUACUUCAGGUGUUGGCGGGGUUUGCAUGAUGAGCACCAAAUGGAGAGACGAACAACAUCCAUCCUUCGUAAACUUUAUUUCCUCCUUCCUGAGCGCAAAUUCCUUUCGGUUAAACAUUGUGCCAAUUGCACCAGAUUUUAUUUUUAACUGUGGGGGUGUAUCAGUAGCUUUCAUUUUCAUGAUAAAUUACGACUGCAACAAUCCGGGGCCCAUUUUCAGCAGAGCUGAAAAAUUGAAGAGUCAGUUUGGACAUUUGUAUGUGGUGGUCAUCCUUCCAACAAAGGAGCAGAAUGACUCUUUUGUACACUCGUAUUUUAGAUAUGGUAUGGAUAUCGGUAGGCCAACUUUUGUUCCAGUACUGGAUCUGGAAAUGGGCUUUGAGAAGAUUGUAAGAAUAGCACAUGCACGUGGUGUUUGCAAGAGGCAGGAUGUGGUAUCCAAAUUGAAAGCUGAGAGGGAGAGGUCAGUUCAAGGCAUGGAUGUGUUUCUCAGAGUAGUCUCUUCUAUCCCCCAUGUUGAAACUCAUGAUGCCAAUGCGCUAAUUCAAACCGUAGGAUCAAUCGAAGCAAUAGCUAAAGCAUCAAAAGAGAACAUUCUGGAACACACCGACAUUUCCUCAGAAAAAGCCGACAUGAUUUCAAGAUUCUUCAGAGAUCCCAAAUUCUACCUUGGCCCCAAAAUUAGUUGACGGAUAUACACGCACGCAUACUGAUACUACGGUAGAUAUGCAACUUAGAUACACUAUACACAAGAAAGACAUUGCUUAUACAGUCUUGUCAUAAAAAGUUGAUGCAACUUUUAUGCUAUUUGUAGAUAUUUAGAGUUUGAUAUCUGAGUCUAUUGUAAGUUUGUAAAAACCAUUUUCUGUCAUUGUCUGGUUGACCUUUCUGUUUUGGAUUUGUGUAAUCAUGUUGGUGGAUAGUGAGUGUUAAAUGUUGAUCAUGCUA
Molecule: messenger RNA, 1230 nt
Organism: Helianthus annuus (common sunflower)
Lineage: Eukaryota; Viridiplantae; Streptophyta; Magnoliopsida; Asterales; Asteraceae
Product: protein PARTING DANCERS homolog
Exons: 8
Coding region: 252-971 (239 amino acids)
Biological process (GO): resolution of meiotic recombination intermediates
Source: RefSeq, a predicted model, not a curated record